AAAACUAAUAAUUUUGGUGAAAAUGGGUUCAAGAAAAUGUUUUUGUGUAUUAUUGUUAUUAUCAGCACUAGCUAUUGUAUGUAAAGCUCAACCAAAAGUGUUUGAUAUAACAAAAUAUGGUGCCAAAUCUGAUGGAAGCACAGAUAAUACUCAGGCAUUACUUGAUGCAUGGAAAGAAACAUGUGCAACAACCGGUUCAAGCAAAUUAAUAGUUCCAAAAGGAACCUAUUUUUUGGGUUCAGUGGAAAUGAAAGGUCCUUGCAAAGGUUCAGUAGAGUUUGAACUACAAGGGACCUUAAAAGCCCCAAAAGAGCCAAAAGAUCACAAGGAUCCCAACAAUUGGGUGACAUUUUCAUAUUUAGAUAAUUUCUCACUAUAUGGUGGUGGAACUUUUGAUGGCCAAGGUGAAAUGGCCUGGGGUGUCAACAAUUGUGCCAAAACCAAGGAUUGCAAGAUACUUCCAAUUAGUUUGCGAUUCGAUUACAUUACCAACGGCGAAAUUCGGGACAUAACAUCUCUAGACAGCAAAUACUUUCACGUCAACGUUUUAGGCUGCAAAAACGUUACAUUCCAACACUUCACCGUCACGGCACCAAAAGUUAGCCCCAACACAGACGGAAUUCACAUCGGACGAUCCAACGGAGUCACCAUUAUUGAUUCGGACAUCAGCACCGGCGAUGACUGCAUCUCCCUCGGCGACGGCAGCCAGCAAGUUCAUAUUACAAACGUAACAUGCGGGCCCGGGCAUGGCAUUAGUGUCGGAAGUUUAGGGAAGUACAAAAAUGAGGAACCUGUGUCGGGAAUUUUUGUGAAAAAUUGCACGCUUGUGGAUACUGAGAAUGGUGUGAGAAUCAAGAGCUGGCCGGCUAUGUUUGCGAAUACUGCAUCUGAUAUGCAUUUUGAAGAUAUUCUGAUGAAGGAAGUUAGUAAUCCUGUGCUUAUUGAUCAAGUCUAUUGCCCUUGGAAUCAAUGCAAUCCCAAGAUGCCAUCAAAAGUGAAGAUUAGUAAUGUUAGUUUCAAGAACAUUAGAGGGACUUCUACAACUGCUCUAGCUGUUCAGCUAAACUGCAGCAGUGGGAUUCCAUGUGAGGAUGUGGAGCUUGAAGGCAUUGAUCUCACAUAUAAGGGACCAGAAGGACCUGUUAAAUCUGCCUGUGCUAAUGUUAAACCUAAAAUUACAGGCAAAUUAUCCCCCGCUGUAUAGUCUAAGCGGUAGGGAUGUUGUAAUUCGAAAUCAGAACUCGAGAUUUGAUGUUUCAACUCCGAAAAAAUGCUUGUUUUGAUAUAAAAUUUCAUGUAAUUGGUACCUCAUUUUGAGGUGGAUUUAUUUGUUUCCAGUGAAAAUUGCUAGAAAUUGUGUGUA
Molecule: messenger RNA, 1363 nt
Organism: Mercurialis annua (annual mercury)
Lineage: Eukaryota; Viridiplantae; Streptophyta; Magnoliopsida; Malpighiales; Euphorbiaceae
Product: exopolygalacturonase-like
Exons: 4
Coding region: 23-1204 (393 amino acids)
Biological process (GO): carbohydrate metabolic process
Molecular function (GO): polygalacturonase activity
Source: RefSeq, a predicted model, not a curated record